CCUUUGUCGGGACUUGAUAGCAGAGGGCACUGCUUGUGUUUUUGACCAAAUAGCCUUGAUUGAUAUUAGAGCAGCGGAAUGAGCGACAUGGACGAGAUAGCCGCCCUGGUCAUUGACAACGGUUCUGGGAUGUGCAAGGCAGGGUUUGCAGGAGAUGAUGCUCCCAGAGCUGUGUUCCCUUCUAUUGUAGGCCGACCCAGACACCAGGGUGUCAUGGUGGGUAUGGGGCAGAAGGACAGCUAUGUCGGCGAUGAGGCCCAGAGCAAGAGAGGUAUCCUCACCCUGAAGUACCCCAUUGAACACGGUAUCGUCACCAACUGGGACGAUAUGGAGAAGAUCUGGCAUCACACCUUCUACAAUGAGCUGCGUGUGGCCCCAGAGGAGCACCCAAUCCUUCUCACUGAAGCCCCCCUGAACCCCAAAGCUAACCGUGAGAAGAUGACUCAGAUAAUGUUCGAGACUUUCAACACCCCUGCUAUGUACGUGGCUAUUCAGGCCGUACUGUCUCUAUAUGCUUCUGGUCGUACCACAGGGAUCGUGUUCGACUCGGGAGAUGGCGUCACCCACACAGUACCCAUCUAUGAAGGCUACGCUCUCCCCCACGCCAUCCUCCGCAUGGACCUGGCUGGGAGGGACCUCACCGACUAUCUCAUGAAAAUUCUCACAGAGCGUGGGUACUCAUUCACGACCACAGCCGAAAGAGAGAUUGUGCGAGACAUUAAGGAGAAAUUGUGUUACGUUGCCCUUGAUUUCGAGCAGGAGAUGGCGACUGCUGCUGCUAGCUCCUCCCUGGAGAAGUGUUAUGAACUGCCUGACGGUCAGGUGAUCACCAUCGGUAACGAGCGGUUCAGGUGCCCGGAGGCGUUGUUCCAGCCGUCGUUCUUGGGCAUGGAAGCCGCCGGCAUUCACGAGACCACCUUCAACUCCAUCAUGAAGUGUGACGUAGACAUCAGGAAAGAUCUGUACGCUAACACUGUGCUGUCCGGGGGGACUUCCAUGUACCCAGGGAUCGCUGACCGCAUGCAGAAAGAGAUCACCAACCUGGCCCCGGCCACCAUGAAGGUGAAGAUCAUCGCUCCACCAGAACGGAAAUAUUCCGUCUGGAUAGGCGGCUCCAUCUUGGCGUCUCUGUCCACCUUCCAGCAGAUGUGGAUCAGUAAAUUGGAGUAUGAUGAGUCCGGUCCUGGAAUCGUGCACAGAAAAUGUUUUUAAAAGAACUCCACGGCUUCAAAGCUAGAUUUAUGACAAUACAUUUUAAUACAACUGUGAAUGAGUUUGUGAAAUUUGACUUUCUUUGAUACUAGUGGCUUUUGAUCACUGGUAGAACUUCAUUGGUGAUGGUGAGCAGCGGGUAUCUAUGUAUUUAUACUAAAACCUGGUUGUGAAGAAGCGUGUUUCCUGGUGGUAUUAUUUCUGAUAAUGUUUAAGAUGUAAGUUACAAUUUCGCCGUUUACUACGUAUUCGCAGUGUAAAGCGUGUACAUUUGCAUGAUGAACGAGUAAUUAUAUAAAUGUGUUUACAAAUAUUAAUACAUUUAUGCCGGAUCGAAUGAUUUCCAUUGUGUAUAUAGCUGUUAAAG
Messenger RNA from Lingula anatina, 1579 nucleotides. Its product is annotated as actin, cytoplasmic 2. The record is from RefSeq and is a predicted model, not a curated record. NCBI's taxonomy places the organism in Eukaryota, Metazoa, Brachiopoda, Lingulata, Lingulida, Lingulidae.